CUUUGGUCCACCACCAACACCACCAUUCACCACCUCAAUUCUUCAGCGAAGAGGGAAGGGACAAGAGAAGAAGAGAGCGUAACCCGCUAAACCCUUUACACGCAAAACAACAAACAAAAUAGCCACUGCUACAGGUUUUCUGCAGUAGUCUUGGAUCGGUGAUUGGGAAAAUCUCGAGAAGCUUUGGCCUGCACCUCGUUUUUGUGUUGUUCUUGGAACCAUCCCCUAAGUUUCGUUGUUUUCAAGGAACAAAAAAAGUUGGCAAAUUUCUUGGCUUUGGUUGCUGAAGAUUUUUUGUUCAGAAAGAAACAAGCGUUUACGCUUCUGGGUUUGUUUCAGUUUUCUGUUUUAUUCGGGUUAAAUACAAAGGAGGCAUAAUGCCACCACUUGGUUAUGCUUGAUACGAGGUUGGUAGGGGUUUGAAAAUGGCAGACACAAAUUCAGUUGAGGUGAUUUUGGAAUUUCUGAGGAGGAAUCGGUUCACACGAGCCGAGGCAGCUUUGCGCAGUGAGCUCAGUAACUGUUCUGAUGUGAAUGGGUUCCUUCAGAAGCUCACGUUGGAAGAAAAGGACUUGUGUGGUAUGCUGCAGAAGGAUAAGGGGAAGCCUGUGGUAGGGAAUCAAGGAUUGGAUUGUCGUGACAGUGUUGAAGUUUCUAAAGAACUGAUUGUGAAGGAAAUAGAGUGUGGGAAUGGUAGAAAUGCUGCUGAAGGCAAAUGUAAAACUGCUGCUCCUACUGUGGAAAGGAAUAAACCUGAUGAAAUGGUUGGGACAAGUGAUAAAAACUUCACUUUUUCCAAGAGUUCGGGGGACAAUGUUCUUGAUUUAUACUCAUGGAAGUUGAAUCUCAGCAAUGGUCCCGUGGAGUCUUACCAAAACGACGGUGGAAGUAGGCCUAAUAAUACUUCGAAUGCCCCGAUAUCACAACAAUCAAAAUAUCAAACAGGUGAAGGUCUUGAUGCAGCAAACAUUAACGCAAAAUCUAAGGAGGAAAAUAAGGUGUCUGUUGAAAAAACAUCCUUGUGGCUUGGAAGUGAUGGAAAAGUGUCUACGGAACCAAAGUAUGACCUUAUGCAAAACAAAGAACCUUGGGAACUUGACCGACAGCUUAAGUUUAAAAGUUCAUCUCUGAAAGAGAACUUGACGGAUAAUGUUUUGUCAAGAACUGAUGAGAAUGUGAAUUCAUCUUCUGAUCUAUGGAAAGAUUGUUCUGUCAAGACUGUUUUCCCUUUCUCGAAGGGGGAUAUGUCUACAAGUUAUAAUAACAGUUCAACUUAUUCAGACAAAAAAGAGGAAAAGAGAAGGGCUGAAAUCAGUGAUGAUAGGGCAUCAAUAAAAGAACAAGUGGAUGAAGUGGGAAGAGCUCUUUACUUAGGGAAGUUGCAAGGCAGUUCUGGCAGCUUAAGUUUUCCUCUUGGACCGGAGAAUCAAAAGGAAGAGUUUCCUAGGCUUCCUCCUGUAAAAAUCAAGUCAGAAGAUAAAUUGACUCUUAAUUGGGGGGAGAAGUUUGAGUGUGAUGGACUGGCUGCGAAACUUGCUGGCGUUGACAACACAUUACUUAUUGGGUCAUAUCUAGAUGUUCCUAUUGGACAAGAAAUUAAAACUACAGGAAUGAGGAAGGCUAUUGGGGGCAGUUGGCUUUCUGUAAGUCAAGGGAUUUCAGAGGAUACAUCUGAUCUUGUAUCAGGUUUUGCAACAGUCGGGGAUGGGUUGAGUGAAUCUGUUGAUUAUCCUAAUGAAUAUUGGGACUCUGAUGAAUAUGACGACGAGGAUGAUGUUGGGUACAUGAGACAACCUAUUGAGGAUGAGGCCUGGUUUUUGGCACAUGAAAUUGAUUACCCUAGUGACAACGAGAAGGGGACUGGGCAUGGAAGUGUUCCAGAUCCUCAGGAAAGAGGUCCAGCCAAAGAUGAAGAUGAUGAUCAAUCUUUUGCUGAGGAGGAUUCUUACUUCUCUGGUGAGCAAUAUCUUCAAGCAAAGAAUGUUGAGCCAGUCACAGGUUCAGAUGAUCAUAUUGGUCUAACGAUUAAGGAAAUGUAUGGAAGAACUAAUGGUAAUGAUUUAAUGGCUCAAUAUGAUGGACAAUUGAUGGAUGUUGAAGAACUGAAUCUAAUGCAUAUGGAAUCUGUCAGACCGGGCUUUGUCACUCAGAAAAAUGAUCUCAUCUUGCUCGGAGAUGGGAAGGUUCUCAAUCAUAGUGGAAGGUCACGAAUAGAGGACAUGGAAGAUGAUCAGCAUGGUUCAGUUAGAUCAAUUGGGGUGGGGAUCAACAGUGAUGCUGCUGAUAUUGGCAGUGAAGUACAUGGAAGUUUGGUUGGUGGUAGUAGUGAGGGGGAUUUAGAAUAUUACCGAGAUCAUGAUACUACGCUUGGUGGCUCCAAACAAUCUCAUCAUGAUUUGGAUAAGAAUUCUAUUAACAAGUCCUUCAAAAAUAAUAAGAAAAAUGACAGGAUUGAGUCAAAUAAAUAUGUCAUUGACAGUAAUAGAGAUGCAUGCUCACAGGUAAAAACACACACUGAUGCAAACUUCUCAUUUCCUCAAUCUUUUAGAGAGGGCCAGAUGAUUCAAGUUGGCUCCAGUAAGUCCCUAUGGUCAAGUAAUUGUAAUGUAGAUGAAACAGAUGACUGUAUUAAUGCAUUUGUGGGAUCUGAUGACAUGCUUUCAUCUUGGAGGCGGAAGAGUAGUGAUUCUUCACCUGUUAAAAGUUGUAGGGAUGAGAGUAAUGCUAUUGUGGUAAGAUCCGCAAACUCUUCUCCAACUACAGUCUCAAAUAAUGGGUAUACAGAUAGAGAGCAUGUUAAGAUAGAAAAGGAUGAAAAGGUUAGCAUUGUAAGGGAAGAUGAUCUAGGUGCAUCACUAGAGGAUGAAGAGGCAGCUGCUGUGCAAGAGCAGGUAAGGCAAAUAAUGGCUCAGGAGGAGGAAUUUGAAACCUUCAAUCUAAAGAUUGUGCACAGAAAAAACAGAACUGGCUUUGAAGAGGACAAGAAUUUCCAUGUUGUUUUAAAUUCUGUAAUAGCUGGGCGCUAUCAUGUCACUGAGUAUCUGGGAUCUGCUGCAUUUAGCAAAGCUAUACAAGCUCAUGAUCUGCACACUGGCAUGGAUGUUUGUGUUAAAAUUAUAAAGAACAACAAGGAUUUCUUUGACCAAAGCCUUGAUGAGAUCAAGCUUCUCAAGUAUGUCAAUAAGCAUGAUCCUGCAGACAAGUAUCACAUUCUGAGACUAUAUGAUUACUUCUAUUAUAGAGAACAUUUGUUAAUAGUAUGUGAACUACUUAAAGCCAACUUAUAUGAGUUUCAUAAAUUUAAUCGAGAAUCAGGGGGGGAAGUGUACUUCACGAUGCCAAGAUUGCAGUCAAUUACCAUUCAAUGUUUGGAAGCACUUCAGUUUUUGCAUAGCCUUGGACUAAUACAUUGUGACUUGAAGCCAGAGAAUAUAUUGGUUAAAAGCUAUAGCAGAUGUGAGGUGAAGGUCAUUGAUCUUGGAAGUAGUUGUUUUGAGACGGAUCACCUUUGCUCAUAUGUCCAGUCCAGGUCUUAUCGUGCUCCUGAGGUUAUCUUGGGGCUUCCAUAUGACAAGAAAAUUGAUAUCUGGUCACUUGGAUGCAUCUUGGCAGAACUUUGUACUGGCAAUGUCCUCUUCCAAAAUGACUCCCCCGCAACAUUACUUGCUCGGGUGAUUGGGAUCAUUGGCCCAAUUGAUCAAAGUUUGCUUGCUAAAGGACGGGAUACUCAUAAGUACUUCUCAAAAAAUCAUAUGCUUUAUGAACGGAAUCAGGAAAGCAACAGGUUAGAAUACCUGAUUCCGAAAAAGACAUCUUUGAGGCAUAGAUUGCCAAUGGGGGACCAAGGCUUCAUUGAUUUUGUAGCUCAUUUGCUUGAGGUUAACCCGAAGAAACGGCCUUCUGCAUCUGAUGCCCUGAAGCACCCGUGGUUAUCAUACCCUUAUGAACCAAUAUCAUCUUGAAGUAUUUGGAGAUUUUUCUCUUGGUGAUGUUGUCAAUAUUACCCUAACCUGGGUAAGAUAAAUUGUUAAAAUGGAAGGGCACCACCAUACAUACUGCUUUUCAUUAUCUAUUUUAGAGAUGAUAUGGAAAGAGUUGUGCACUUUCACAUUCCUGCAUAAUGCAUUGAAAGGUGUUUAGUUUUGUGGGUGUAUGUUUCCCUUCCCUCUCCAAAUUGUAUUCUAGUUAACCGUCGUCAAGGAUGUAAUUUUAGCAUGAAUGGUGUAAUGUUAUGCUGUUGAUUUCUUUGCUUUGUUUGGUCAGUUGCAAAGGGAAAAUCCUUGAAAUCUUGGUUGUACAUGAUGUGGGAUGAUUCUUUUAGUCUUCAUAGUAGUAUUUUGUGAAGUAGCUUUUUAUCAGAUUUUGUAUGGGGUUUGAUACCACUCUUGGAAGUACCAGUUACAGCAAGGCUUGUGACUGUGUGAAACUCACUUAGCACGUGGCUUUGUGCAAAAUUGCUCUCCUUUUUGGUUGGAAGCAACCAAAUUGUAACUUGAUGGUGUAGUGGAGCUUCAUUUGGUAGUGUAGUAUCAAAUUGAUUCAACAAAAGUGUGGUCUUUUGGAUGGCACCUUUGGCAUGUGGUUAUCAAAUAUUUGGGCCUUUGUGCAUCUAGAAUUUAUGAAUUUGCUGUGUCUAUUUCUUCUCUUAUU
Abrus precatorius (Indian licorice) is the source of this 4650-nucleotide messenger RNA. RefSeq lists its product as uncharacterized. Gene Ontology annotation, cellular component: cytoplasm. The transcript is spliced from 9 exons. Gene Ontology annotation, biological process: peptidyl-serine phosphorylation; peptidyl-threonine phosphorylation. The record is from RefSeq and is a predicted model, not a curated record. The coding region runs from base 426 to 3962 and encodes 1178 amino acids. Gene Ontology annotation, molecular function: protein serine/threonine kinase activity; protein tyrosine kinase activity; ATP binding. NCBI's taxonomy places the organism in Eukaryota, Viridiplantae, Streptophyta, Magnoliopsida, Fabales, Fabaceae.